Hydractinia symbiolongicarpus is the source of this 4683-nucleotide messenger RNA. Its product is annotated as histidine ammonia-lyase-like. Gene Ontology annotation, biological process: L-histidine catabolic process. The coding region runs from base 1 to 1947 and encodes 648 amino acids. The transcript has 18 exons. Gene Ontology annotation, molecular function: histidine ammonia-lyase activity. NCBI's taxonomy places the organism in Eukaryota, Metazoa, Cnidaria, Hydrozoa, Anthoathecata, Hydractiniidae. The record is from RefSeq and is a predicted model, not a curated record.
AUGACCACACCAGAAAGAUGUCAGAAACAUCCCCAUGAAUCUUUACAGACACUGGAGUUGAAUGGACAUGAUUUAACAACAAACGAUCUUGUAAAGUGCAGCAAAGGAUUAUGCAAGAUAAAGCUUUCUGAACAGGCGAAGAAAAAUGUGGAGAAAUCAAGAGAUUUUCUGGAGCAGAUUAUAAAAAGCAACAAGGUUGUUUAUGCUGUGAACACGGGGUGUGGUAACUUUGCACGUGUGAGGAUUGACAAUGAUAAAUUAAAGCAACUUCAACAGAAUAUAAUCCUCUCUCACGCCGUAUGUGUUGGUCAAUCUCUUUCGAUCGAAAGAACACGAAGUCUGCUUGCAUUACGUAUCAAUGUUUUAGCCAAAGGAUUCAGUGGAAUUUCGCUUGACAAUUUGCAAAGAAUAUUUGCAAUCUUGAAUUCUGGAUGUGUUCCACUUGUUCCGGAGAAGGGUACAGUAGGAGCUAGUGGAGAUCUUGCUCCUCUUUCACAUCUUGCAUUGGGCUUGAUGGGAGAAGGCCAAAUGUGGGGACCAAAAACUGGUUGGACGGACGCUUUAACGGUUUUGUCAAUGCAUGGUUUAAGUCCGAUCAUCUUAGGUGCGAAAGAGGGUGCUGCAUGCAUAAAUGGUACUCAAUUUAUAACAGCUCUUGGCAGUGAAGCGUUGGAGCGCGCAUCUGCGAUUUGCAGACAGGCAGACGUGGUUGCAGCGUUAUCAUUGGAGGUUUUAAAGGGGACAACCAAGGCUUUUAUCAAAGAGAUUCACGAUGUUCGUCCACACAAAGGACAAAAAUUGGUGGCUGCAAGGUUACGUUCAUUGUUGCAUUCAGAUGUUUACAAAUCAGAAGUUGCAGGUUUGUCUUAUAAAAAUAAAGCACCAAAUGCCCACUUCCGCCACCCACCCAUACCAAAAGGGUCAACAUCGGAUAAAAUCAAACGUCAUAUGGAAUUAUUUGCUAGCUUGGGAAAAUUUUUCACGUUUUCUAUGUGGGCGGCAAAAAGACACCCAGAGAAUCAGCGGGAUAAUAUUUUUGUCACUAUAGAUAACUUCCGUCGCUUUCAUUCGACAUUUUUCUUUUCCCAUAGCUUAGACCCCUUGUGUGAUCGCAAAAGCGGACGUGUGGGGGUUUCUCUUCUCAGGAGCCACUUUAUCUUUUAUAAAAUAAACUCUAUUUUUACAAUGUCUGAUGGCAAUUUCCAUGGUGAAUAUCCAGCUAAAGCAUUAGAUUAUCUCGCCAUUGGAGUUCAUGAACUAUCAAAUAUGAGCGAAAGAAGAAUCGAACGUUUAAUUAAUCCUGCAUACAGUGAACUACCUGUUGUUGCUGUUUUUGUUAAUACUGCCAUCUGCUUGAAAUUUAUUUACUUUAUUUCUGGACCGAAUUUUGAAAUUCUGUUAAAGUUUCUCAUACCCCGUCUCCCCAGCCCGAAAAGGGUUGAUGCUGGUUCUUCAUUGCAGCUCCUAAUUUUCAGUAUCCGCGCAUGCGCGUUAUAUUGUUUACUGGAUUUUAUUUAUCGUUUUGAAAAAACACAGCAUCUUAUUAUUAAUGAGCGUCUGAAAAUUGGGAGCUGGAAUUUUAGGAUAAAAUUUUCACUUUUCUUUCUACUUUUCUUUCUUUCUUUAUGCAAACUCAGUACUGGCUAUAGAACUUUGGCAGCUUGCCAGGGAUUGAAAUUUUUUUGCCCUCUGAAAACAACAGACCCGUUAGAAGCUGUUCACCAAUUGGUGCGUUCGGUGGUAAAGCCAUAUAAUUAUGAUCGAUACAUGAAACCUGACAUCGAGGCAGCUGUCAAACUACUUCAAGAACAAAAAGUGUGGGAUACUGUGCAACCUUACAUGAAUCAUUACGAAAAGAUGUGUAAGAAACUAGCUCAUGAAUUAUGUGACUCCUCGGGACCACCAACUGGGUACAAUUGUCCACUUUUACCGUUCAGCAUCAAAUGAAGACGUAUAAUCGUCAGUAAAAAGAAGAGAAAGGCUGUUGAGGAGUAAUUUUUGGCCUUUUGUUGCAUUGAGUAUUAAGGAGACCUUGUUAUCUCCGAAACUUAUUUCGUUAAUUUUAAUUGGUAACUCCAAUUCGAUCAUAUUUUUUUUCAUUUCUAAUUUAUAAUCAACAGUCCACAUUAGUCAAAAUCUUUUCUUGUUAAAUUCGCAAAAAAAAAAAAAAUAAUAAAAAAAUUUGGAAACUGUGAAAUGUCUAAAAAAAGUGUAUUUUAAGUGCCGGUUGCAGUUAUAGUCACUGAUUGAGAAUUUUAUAUGAAUAAAAUUUUUUUUUAGCUAACUAACAUUUCUAUCCUCGUCCCCAAGGUCUGACUUGUUAGAGAGAACGGAAAAAUAUUCUGAGACCUGUAAUAUUAUUGCAGGGCUCUUCUACGCCUAUGAAAUUCUGACAGGAUUUUAAGAUAUAAUUGACGUGGAAAGCUUUGUGGACGAGGUUAGAUUGUGACCUUCUUUAGGCAUGUAAAGUGAUUUGUAAAUCUCUAUUCCCGCGGUCAAUUUCACAAAUGUUACAACUGUUGUGUUAUGAAACGUUGCGCAUCUAGCAAGAAGGUACCAGGGAAUGAGGGUGAUAUUUAGAGCCUGAAUUUUUGUAUUAAAUUUUCUGUAAAACGAAAUUUUACUUGUUUGUUCAUACAUUAUUUUUUUAUUAUUAUUAUGGAAAUUGUUUACUCAGGAUAGCCAUCAGUUCCUAUUGGUACCGCUAUCAACGAAAAUCUUGCGAAGGGGGUCCUAGUGCAUUUGAAACUCCUAUAUGAACUACGAGAGUCGUGCUAUCACAGCUGAACGCUAAGCAGAAAAGAUAAAUUCCGCUUUUAUAGUCUCUGGCAUGAAUCGGCCGGGGUUUGAACCCAAGACAUCCCUAACGAUGUUCCAUUAGUCUAGAUACCACAAAUUUGCGGCCUUCAAGCACUGUGCUGUCUCCGACACUCUCUUUCUUUUAAGUCAAUUUUUUAAAAUCCUUACUUAGCGACAGUGGAACUAAUAAAUUACCUAAAAUUACCUUUUAACAGCGGUAAUAAUUUCUCCACAACUUGCCAUAAAAAAAUUACAUGACUUUUCGUAAAAUUAAACUAGCAUCAUCAGAAAUUAAUUUCACAAACAGCUGUUUAACUGACCAAGAUAAAUUACAGCUGGAACCUUUUGUCACAGUAUUUUUUCUCUCUCUAUCCCCUUGAAAACGCUUGUAAAGAAAGACAACCUCCAUAAGGUUUUUUGAAAAGGAAAAGAGAAACCCUGGUGAUGUUUAAUCUCCGCAUUAAGAACGUUGUAUAAAUACAGAGAUUUUCUAUUAAAACCCCCACAAAAAACCGGUUUAUCGGAACCGAAGUAUUAAAAUCGGAAGUCAGAAAUAAAACAAACAACAAGCAAUUAAAUAGCUCACGCACAGAACUUUAUUGAUCUUCUCAUCAUGAAAUUGUCUCUAUAAUAAUAGCCGUCGUCUGUCUGUCUCUGCGCGGACCCCCCGCUGAGUUAGAAAAUCGUGCUACGGAAACACGAAUAUCAAAUGCGAUAUAUUCUUAUCCCCUUUGUUGCCACGGGUAAAUUUAAAGGACGGGCGACCCCGUGGAUUUUUCCACGGGCAACGACUAGUAUUUGUUAAUUUCUUUAAACAAGCGCGCGAAUAAUUAAAAUAUUACAACACGAAAUUGACAACGACGCUAAUAAUAAAAAUGUUUCACACCUACAUGUUUAUAAACCAACCUCGAUUCAAGGGUCUGUAGCGUUUUAUGAUAUAAGGAUGUCAUCCUCAUAUAAAAAAACGCUACAGGCUCUGAGAUCGAGGUUGGUUUUUAACAAAAUGUAUGCAUUAUGGAAACAAUACAAAUUAAUUACCCGUGACAUUCGAGUAAUAGAAAUUUUAAAUUUUGUGCAUAAAUAUACGAAAGACAAUAAAAAUUUGUUUAAUAAAUGUGACAUGCUAUGAAAUAGAAAAUAUAUGCAGAAGUAACGAUUGUGGUAAGAGUGUGGAAUUAAAGUUUGCGAAUUUGCCUCAUAUGCGCAAUUUUAAUUGCUCAAUUUUUAAAUCAAGAACGGACGUUUGCAAUCUUUCAUUUUACAUUUUAACGUUUUUUAGUUUUCUUUGCAGUUUUUCCAGUAAAUUUUACAAUUCUAGAGUACUAAAUAAUUUCUCUCAAACCCGUGAUUGAUUUUUUCUGAUACUGCUUUAUAAUUUAAAGAGCUAGUUAACAAUAACACGAAACCUUACAAAAAUAAUAAUAAAAGUCAUAAAAAUAUAUAUUUUUUAGCUUAUAGAAGAAAUUCCAAAACAUAUAAAAAUUCGCAAGAACUAACUUUCGCGAUUAAAACCUUUUCAUAAUUUUUACGCAGUGCUUUACUUUCGUUAUUUAUGCCAAAAACCGCGAAAUUCUUUUCACUUCUUCCCAGUAAUAAGUGAUCAAGAUUAAAUAACAACUCAAUAUGGUGAUAAUUGGUAUUCUCGCCUCGUUGGCUUGGCAAAGCACGUAUACAAUAAUACACCGCAUCGUUGGCUUGGUAAGGCACGUUUAAAAUUAAAGCAUGUAUACAAUACACCGAAUUCUCGCCUCGUUUCCUUGGCUACAAUACAACACAAAACAUAAACCGGCUAUUUCAGUGUGAUAAACACGCGUGAAAAACAUAAAUACAGCACAAUAUACAACAACUUCUGAUUAACGUCACAACUAUGAUGAACGGCAUGAU